Xiphias gladius (swordfish) is the source of this 5379-nucleotide messenger RNA. It is a transcript of the gene fndc3a, whose product is annotated as fibronectin type III domain containing 3A. The record is from RefSeq and is a predicted model, not a curated record. The transcript has 26 exons. Gene Ontology annotation, molecular function: protein binding. NCBI's taxonomy places the organism in Eukaryota, Metazoa, Chordata, Actinopteri, Istiophoriformes, Xiphiidae. Bases 453 to 4178 code for a protein of 1241 amino acids.
GAUGGCGAAAUUCUUACUCUUUUUCCGAGGAGCAGGGUUGGAUGGAAAGUUACCUCGAUAAAAUUGGCAAUUAGGCUAGCAUUAUCGAUUCUUAGCAUCGUCACCGUCGCUCGCUGCCUGCUGUAUUUGUUUUAGGUGUAGCUAAUACAAGCGAUCGUCGUUAUAUUACGAGAAAAGCACAUCUUCAUCUUGCUAACUACUAGCUGGGUUGCGUUUGGUAGCUAACGCUAGCAUGUCACAUUUUGCCUUGUCCUGUGUUUAUCUAGGUAGCUAGCUUGUUAUACGUCUCAGGUGUUGCAGACAGUAGCUGAUCAUCGGGGCUCGCUGACGUUAAACAUUUCUGGGAAGAGCUGCAGAGGAAUCAUCACUUUCGCAUCGGCGUUUCAGUCAAGACUGCUGCCACUGUGCCGACUGACUGAGAGUACCUCUUCAGUGGUGUGAAUGAGGGAGACAUGGCAGACCACACCCCACCUCUGGAGUCCGGCCAGCUUCUCAGCCCUGAACUCCCAAUCCUGGCUUCACCACCACCACCAGCCAUGGUCAACGGGGAUGGCCCCCAGCAGGUAAUCCUGGUGCAGGUAAACCCAGGUGAGGCCUUCACUAUUCGACGAGAGGAUGGUCAGUUUCAGUGUAUCACAGGUCCUGCUCAGGUUCCCAUGAUGUCUCCAAAUGGUUCAGUGCCUCCAAUCUAUGUGCCUCCUGGAUACGUUUCACAGAUCAUAGAAGAGAACGGAGUGCGGCGGGUUCUGGUUUUACCUCAGCAACCAGAGUUCCACCCAGGGGGGCACUCCCCUCUCCACCACCCUCCGCCUCCACCCCAUGCCCACCUGCCUGCCUUCAUCCCGCACCCUGCCAUGAUGCCCCCGCCACCCCACCUGUACACUGGCAUGGCAGGGGGUGUGGGCGACAUGAGUUCUCAGUACAUCUCCCAGUACCAUCCAGCUCAUAUCUACUCAGAGCAGGUCUCUACAGAUUCUCACUCCCAACAUGGGCGCCCACCGUUCGUUCACAGAGAUGACAGAACUAGCAAAACAUAUGAGCGUCUGCAGAAGAAAUUGAAGGAGCGUCAGGGAGGCGGAGGGGGAGGACAGAUGAAGGACAGCCCUCCCCUUUCGCCACAGAAGACUUGCGUUAGCCCCCCGACAGUGGACAUUCACAAUGGUGUCGGAGGGAAAGGGCUGGAGGCGGAGCAGGGGCAGCUCAGCCACGCAGGGGCCGGUCCUGACAAGCAGGCGGGCAGGGGAAAAAACGGAGAGUCAGGAGAGCUGAACGAGGAAGCUCAGGCCCUGCAAGAACUGUUGAGUACUAUCAGUAAACCAGUGGUGUCGGACAUCCAAGCCAGAGGAGUGGUAGUGAGCUGGAGUGCGCCCGCCAGGCCGGAGAGUGACGACAGCAAUGCAGAAGACGACAACAGCUCCCUGGAGCCCCUCAGCUACGAGGUCUCCGUUUCAUUUAGCGGCAAAGAUGGGAAGUUCAAGAGCAUGUACUGUGGAGACGAACUAAGUGCUACUUUAGAAGACCUUCGACCAGCAACGGACUAUCAUGUCAGGGUCCAGGCCAUGUGUAACUGUUUACAGGGAAGCCCGUCAGAGGCUGUGAGCUUCACCACAUUAAGCUGUGAGCCGGAUCCUCCCAAUCCUCCCCGGAAGGCCAGCGGGACCAAGAACACGCUCGUACUCCAGUGGAAGGCUCCAUGUGACAACGGUUCCAAAAUCCAAAACUACAUUCUUCAGUGGGAUGAGGGGAAGGGCACUGGAACUUAUGAACAGUGCUACUAUGGACCUCAGAAGCAGUACAGAGUGACCAAGCUUUCACCAGCUUCAAGAUACUCCUUCCGCCUUGCAGCCAAAAAUGACAUGGGUGGAAGCGAGUUCAGUGAAGUGGUGGACCUGUUCACCUCAUGCAGUGUGCCAUUGCCACCCUUCCCUCCAGAGCUGGAGAUGGCGGGGGUGACCUGGCUGUGUCUGAAGUGGCAGAGACCCAAUAGCUCUCCAAAGGAGGAUGACAUCUACUAUAUUUUGGAGAUGGAGGAGGAAGGCUCAGGAUAUGGCUUCCAGCCAAGCUACGAUGGCGAUGAGCUCUCCUGCACCGUCAGGAAUCUCCACAGGAGUACCAAGUACAAGUUUCGGGUGGCGGCAUACAACUCGGAGGGGAAGAGUAACCCUAGCCAAGUGGUCGAGUUCAUCACAAAACCAGACAGACCCAGCAGUCCCUGCAGACCUGUCAUCAGAGGAAGAGUCCUGCCCAACAGCUUCAAGAUGGCCUGGGAGCAACCGAAAGAUAACGGUGGUGCAGAAGUCACAAAGUAUGUUGUGGAGCUGUCUGAGGGUUUAAGCGGCUUGUCAUGGGAACUGGUGUACUCGGGGCCAGCUAUGGAGCAUGUGUGUGAAGGCUUGAAGCCCGGCUGCUCCUACCAGACGCGAGUUUACUGCAUGAGCGAGGGGGGGCAGAGUCCGCUGUCGGAGACCCUGCAGGUCCAGACUCCCGCAGUGCCCCCAGGGCCCUGCCAGCCCCCUCGGCUGGUGGGCAAGCCCAAAGCCAGGGAGGUGCAACUGCGCUGGGGUCUCCCUCAGGUAGACGGAGGCAGCCCAGUGUCCUGCUACAGUGUAGAAGUGAGCGGGCCGCAGUCUGAGGAGAGCAGGGAGGUUUACCAGGGUCCAGAGCUGGACUGCUCCGUGGUAGGCUUAAUGCCUGGCAAAACCUACAGCUUCCGUCUUAAGGCAGCGAACAAGGCUGGGUUUGGCCCUCUUUCGGAGCGCUGUGAGGUUACAACCGGCCCUGGGGCCCCUGAGCAGUGCAAGGCCCCUUCCACCACAUGCAAAUCCCCCAGCUGUGUUGUUGUGAGCUGGGAGGCCCCUCCUUGCAAUGGAGCUGCGGUGACAGAGUUUCGUCUAGAGUGGGGAGCUGCUGAGGGCAGCAUGCAGGUGUGUUACAGUGGACCAGGACUCAGCCAUGAAAUGAAGGGGCUGCUGCCUGCAACCAACUACUUCUGCCGGGUACAGGCUGUGAAUGUGGCUGGCGUGGGCCCCUUCAGCGAGGCAGUGUUGUGCCAGACACCCUGCUCCGUGCCUGCGGCCGUCAGCAACAUCUACACGCUGAAGGAGUCCGAGCUACAAAGGUACGAGACUCCGGUGGAUGCGGAUGAGGAGGAGGAAGAGGAGGAUAGCGGUUCCCGGCCACCACCGCUCUACUCCCCAUCCACCUGUCUGGGUAUUUGCUGGGACCCCCCGUGUGAUCACGGCUCGGAGAUCACUUCCUACCUGAUUGACCUCGGAGAGCGCCAGCCCACUGUCAUUGGUCCCGUCACCAAACACAUCAUCCAGCAUCUGCAGCCUGACACCAGCUACAGGAUCCGAAUCCAAGCCCUGAACAGCCUGGGAGCAGGCCCCUUUAGUCACACCUUUAAGCUGAAGACGAAGCCUCUGCCCCCACAGCCACCCCGGCUGGAGUGCACUGCCUUCAGCCACCAGACCCUCAGGCUCAAGUGGGGUGAUGGCCCAGCCAAAGCCGCCACCUCAGACGCCCUCCAGUAUCAGCUGCAGAUGGGAGACAAGAGCGGCAGAUUUAUAUCCUUGUGUAAAGGACCAUGCCACACACACAAAGUCCAGAGGCUUAAUGAGUCUACCUCUUAUAUGUUCCGCAUCCAGGCCUUUAAUGAGGCGGGCGAAGGGCCCUUCUCCAAUGUUUACACAUUCACCACCCCACGCUCUCCUCCAGCCCCUGUGAAAGCCCCUAAAGUGGAGCGUCUAGAUGACAACUCCUGCGAGGUCACAUGGGAGGCCCUACCGCCCAUGAAGGGGGACCCGAUCACCUACACCUUGCAGUGCAUGAUGGGAAACUCUGAGUUCAAACAGGCCUACAAAGGCUCAGCCACAUCCUUCCAUGUGCAGAACCUGCAGCCCAACAGCGACUACCGCUUCCGGGUGUGCGCUAUCCGUCAGUGUCAGGAUGCCCCGGAGCUGAGCGGUCCCUACAGCCCCACGGUGACCCUCUCCCCCCAGCGGAACGAUGUGGCGGUGGGCGGCGGUGCGGCCGGCUCGGGGUCCAGGGCCGGCACGGAGUCCAGCCGAGCCAGACGGAGCCUUACGGACGAGCAGUGCGCUUUCCUCCUCCUCAUGGUUUUCGCUGUCAUCGCCAUCCUCAUCGCUUUUGUUAUCCAGUACUUUGUCAUUAAAUGAGAAGUUUGCGCCACCCAGCUGCAGGGUUAUAGCUUUAUUCUUUCCCCUCUCUCUCUCUCUGUUGUUUUGUAUUCUUCAUUUUAUACUUAUUGUUUUCCGUUGUCAACAGAGUGAUCGUAUUACUAAAAUGGGGGUGUAAAGGGGAGGAAGGGCUAGUGGGUGAGAGCUGAACAGCAGUUAUAAUUUGAGGGUGUAACACCUUAUUUGGCACCUGUGAUACCUUCCUGACUCUCCUGCCAUCGUCAUCCCGCCCCAACUUUGUGGUAUCUGUUGUUCGGUUCCGAUUUCCGUUCCAUUAUGAUCAGCUUCCUGUGCAUAAGGAACUCAGAAAGAGGAGGGAUGUGGUUUAUUAUAGGGGAGGGGGUCGGGGGGGGAAGGGGCGCUUCGACUCAUAUACAGUAUGUAUGUGUAUAGAAAUAGUCAUUAUUUAUAUUUCCAUUUACGUGUCCAGUAUGAAACUGUUUUUGAUAGGUGUGUUCCAAAAAUAGUAUGUAGGUGUGUCAUUAGCCUAUGUGCUAUUUGAUCCUGGGACCUGGUGGGCCAGUGUUUGCACAGUGAGGUGUGUGUGUGUGUGUCCAGAUGCGUAUAUUGUAUGUAGUUUGUGCCACCGAGGUACACGGCUGGGAGGGCUUUAGGGCCAGAUGAAGGGACUUUAGCCCCUGCUGGAGUUUAAGGGGUCUAGCGAGAGGAGAAACGGAAAUGAAAAUCUUGCUCACGUUAUAGAACGUUCAUUUAGCACUUUCCAACCUUUUUUGAUGUUCAGAAUGUGUAAGGAUGCAAAAAUGACUGGAGAAAUGUUAGUAUAUUUUUGUACAGUGAAGACACAAGGACCUGUAAGUUUGUGAAAAAAAAAUCCUUAGUAUAAAGUUAGAAAAUAAACAAAAACCAAACUAACAGCGAAUUCGAAUUAUUUUUACUAUCAUAUAGUUAUACUGUAGCUUGUUUUUACAAUCAUGCAGCUGCUUUACUCCGAAAUAUUGUUGUUCAGCACAAAAAAUGUAUGCUUAACUGUAUGUUUUGUUUUAUUUCGGUUUCGUUUUUUCCCCGGUAAUUGGUUUUGCACCUUAGUGAAAGAAAAACCUUGACUGAUUGCGUCCUGGUCUUGUGAUGCAUUUUAUAGAACACACUUUGAGAUUGUGCAAGCCCUACUUGUGUUUUGGGUGUUUUAAAAGUUGUAGUACCACAUAAUGUGUCACUGAAA